Molecule: messenger RNA, 1634 nt
Organism: Lonchura striata (white-rumped munia)
Lineage: Eukaryota; Metazoa; Chordata; Aves; Passeriformes; Estrildidae
Product: nuclear cap-binding protein subunit 2
Biological process (GO): mRNA cis splicing, via spliceosome
Cellular component (GO): nuclear cap binding complex
Molecular function (GO): RNA cap binding
Source: RefSeq, a predicted model, not a curated record
GGCGUUUCUCGCGCGCCGCUCCCCGCGUCCGGCGCGCGGCGGUUCUGGAAGGAUCCCGGCGGCGGGGCCGGCGGGCGCCAUGUCGGGGCUGCUGCACACCACGCUCAGCGGGCUCAACAGCGACUCGUACUGCGAGAUCAGCCAGUACCGGGACCAGCACUUCCGGGGUAGCAGGCAGCUGCAGGAGAAAUCCCUGAAGAUUUCCUCCACGCUGUAUGUCGGUAAUCUCUCCUUCUACACCACCGAGGAGCAGAUCCAGGAGCUGUUCUCCAAGUGCGGAGAUGUCAAGAGAAUUGUCAUGGGUCUGGACAAGAUCAAGAAAACCCCCUGUGGCUUCUGCUUUGUAGAAUACUACACGAGAGCAGAUGCUGAGCAUGCCAUGAGGUUUAUCAACGGCACACGGCUGGACGACCGCAUCAUCCGCACGGACUGGGAUGCAGGGUUUAAGGAGGGGCGACAGUAUGGGAGAGGAAAGACUGGAGGACAGGUGCGAGAUGAAUACCGGACAGACUACGAUGUGGGAAGAGGUGGCUUUGGCAAGAUCAUUCAGAUGCAGAAGGCAAAUCACCAGCCUGCAAUCUAUUAAUUGCUUCAUGAUUCCUAGCUCACAGAGGACUCUGUCCUUCCAGAGCUAGCCCUGUUCUCACAUUUGGGUUCAGGGUAUGGAGUGAAAUCCAAGUUCCUGCAAAAGGUGACUCUCCUUAGACUGCAGAUAUACAUGUGUUCAUUCUCCCUUCUUUCUGAGCUAGAGGGGAUGUUCUGUGCUGAUACAGGGCAACAAGGGAAAAAUGGACAGCUCUGUAGGAUUUUGGGCAAGAAGAAAUGUAGCAUGUCACACACAUCUUAUGCUAUGACAUACUCUUCAUGUUGCACUUAAGCAGGUGGCUUCCUCCAAGCUGCAGCUGCCACUGUGGUUGCUUUCAAACUGAACUUUUUUUAAAAGCUUGCCACCAUUGGAGCCCUCCAGGUGCCUGGGCACCCAGUGAGGAUGCACAAGAGAUUCAGGUUUCUAAUUUACAACCUUACCUGCUUAAUAAACAGUAUCACUGUCUGAAUGAGAGAGAAGUGGACAAGGUCUUACGCGCUUGGAGGUGCUUGUCUGCACAUCUAGCCCUUGGGUUGGUCAGGGCCUGCAGAACAUUUCUCUUUGUGAUGCCCCCAGUGCUGCCUUGCUUUUCGGAUCCUCACUGUUCGGUGUGGUUUUGUUAAAAGUUUCUGGUUUUUUUUUUUUUUUUUUUUAAAUAAAAAUUUUUUUUGGGUCUGACUGAGAUUGUGUCUGACGGUAACUUUACCCCUAGCAGCCCUCAUAGAGCUGUGUUUUGUAUUGGUAGCUAGGAAGGUGUUGAUAAAACACAAGUUUUGGCUUUUGUUCCCACAGCAUUAAGGCUGUCUCUGACAUUCCCACCUCACCAGCAGGCUGGGGUGGGGGCAAGAUCUUGGGAUAUUCCAGACGAUAUGGUAUCUGCUGAGCAGCAAUAGCUAAGAGAAGGGACAUGGGGGGCAUUCCUUAUUCAAACAUCUGUCUUCUGGAGCAGCUGCUCUGUGUACUGAAGCUGUGCUUCCCAGGAGGUAGCCGGACAUCUCCUGCUGGUUGAAAGUAGAGAAUAAAUAUUUAGUUUUUCUUUGCUCCCACA